AAGUUGUAUUUUAUUUCCAGGCAAGACAUUUUGGAGGAAAUAAUAAGCGAAAAGGACUCCCAAAUUGCUGAAUUGGAAAUGAAGGGAGUGCUGGAUGAAAGUGAAACAAAAUUAUGUGACGCACUCAAGUGUGAGCGAGACAAAUUGCUUGUUAGGUUAAAGAAUGAGAAUAAACGGAUAGUGAGCCUGCAACGAGCUAGCUACCAGGACAACAGUGAUACGGAGAGCUCUUUGCCAGUCGACCUGACUCUGGCCGACGACAUCAUAGCAGUAUGCGACGACAAUGAGGAGGACAUCCCGGCAACAAUUCUCUGAUGACAAAAAGCUAAGUCUAAACCUAAGUCUGUGGUCUUAGCCUUCAUCAUCGCACUAGCCAUACAUCACCGCUACCUUACCACUUUUCAUCGCUUUUCUAUCACCAGCCAUCGAUCGACUGCCUAUCUUUAAAAAAACAUCUCUCUCUGCUUUCGUUUUUCGAACGCAAUUUUGAAUUUUGAGCGCGCCGGAUGCGUUCCGAUUUAAUAAAAGUGUUUUUCUUUUAAUGUAAAUAAAUUUUGUUUUGAUUUGUUUAAAUUGAUUUUUGUUUCAUUUUAUGUCCCAAGUAUAUAAAUUGGGUAGUGUUAGAGUUGGAACAGUUGUGCGUUGUUUGUAUGGUCUUACAGUUAGUUUUCCUUCGAACUCUUCAAUUAAAUAGAUACAAAGGAAACGGAACCAAUAAUUUAAAUUUAUUCUAUUGUAAACUUUAUAAUUAUUGCACUUGUUAAAAUGUAUACCUAGAAGCAAUAAUUUUAUCUAUCCAAUAUUUAAAUAUUCUAGUAAAUUCACAUUCAAUGUCUAUUUUUAUCGUAAUCCUAGUCAAAUCUACUCAUGUUUUACCGCAAAGAAAGUUUGGAAAGUGUUGCAGUGCAAGUUACUAAGUCGCCAUUACAUGUAAUUACUAACAUCAGCCUCAGUCUCAGUAGUAUCGUUAAUACGAUUUUUCAAAAUUAAACGCCUAAUAAUUUAUACGUUUACAUACCUCUACUACCAAGUACAUUUGCACUGCAACACCUCAUAAUAUGCCGCUAGCUAGUCAUGUGAAGACAAAACAUAGUUAUUUAGACCUAUUAGAGAUUAUUAAGUUAUUCUUCUACAAGUUUCAAUGUUGUAUUGCGUAAAGUUAGUACCUAAUUAAUGGUGGAAGCGUAAAUGCCAUUAACGAUAAAAUCCUUAACAAAUUUAGCAAAAAUAUUGACAUAUCAUGCCCGAGGUGAACAAUAAUGAACAUUCUACGAAAGAAAGCUGUAUGCCUGCAUAUCAUAACUAAUUUAUCAGCCGAGCUUUGAAGCUAAUGAUACAAUACCUGUGCGGUGGUUGUUGUAAAACUAUAUUUUUGUGAGUUAAAAUGCUUUAAAGUCAAUAAAUAAGUGGUAAAAAGCACUGCCUUACAACUAAAUAAUAACAAAUUAAUUUUAGUGGGAAUCGCUUUUUUUGCAACGUUGUCUGACUGUUUGAAAAUGGAUCGAUGCAAAUGUCAAGUCUAGAAAUGGCGGGAAAGUGAGCUCUAUGGCAGCUAAUCGUCUUAAUUCAUAGCCUCAUAAUAAUCUUUGAUCCAGCUUUUUAUAAUAUUUAUACACAACAGUAUUGUAUUUGUGAUAAAAAUAAAACGACUCCGUUGAUUACCUAUUGAUAUCCAAUUUUGGAAAUAUUUUCUUAACAUUCGCCCAUUUUUAUUGUGAAAUUAAUUUGAUUGAGACUAUCCAAUAGUUUGUACCUAAUACCUAAAUUAAAUAAAGUUAUUUUAAGCCGUAUAUACCAGGUCUGCUGGUAUGUUUAUUGCUGUUUUAAGCAAUCGUUGUUUUUAAAUUAAUACCAUAAUUCUUGACUGGAAACAUCGAAAAGUUCAACUUUAUCCAAAUAACAUGUUUUCGUCAUAAUUAUACAUAAUAUCUCUAUGUCCAUGAGUUGUCUAUUUGUACCUAGAAAUGAAGGAAAUCCUAAAUAUAAUUGUUUAUAAUCACAGUUUAUUAUGAUAGUGUUGGCAAAAUCUAUGGCUUUUUAUACACAAAUCGCUGAAUGUAGAAUGUAUACUGUAUGGUAGAUAGGUCGAGUGUAUAGCGAGGCUGCAAUUUAUUGUCAACAUACUUUAAACAUUAAUUUUAUUCUACUUUGAACUGCAAAAUGUAACAAUUUAGGUUAAUUUUUUCAUUAAAAAAAAUUGCCACUAUACACAGAUACUUACAGCUUAAUCGACACUUACCAUUAAAUGUGUGUUUAUUUAUCUAAGCAGCCAGUGUCAAUUAAUAGUGUGCAUUAAAAACUUAAAGAUUCGAUUGUGUUAAAUAGGACGUCGAUUUUUUAAGUUUCAAAACUUUUUUCUCUAACACUGGAACUUUAUUGUACUUACUACAAAAAAAUUGUUGAUUGAUUAAUUUAAGUACUUUUAAAUUAAUUUCUCAUAUUGACAUUAUGUUGCAGCCACGAGCGAAUUUUUGUAUUGACUCAAAGUGUGUAGUUGAAAAUUGUAUGAGAUCACAAUAAUUAUUAUCUAUGGUAUUGAAAGUAAAACAAUAUUAUUAGUUACUUGUUAAAUAUAAUGAUUAUUAUGGUAUAAUUAAACAGUGGAUAUUGUUUCACACGUUGUAUUGAUCGAAAUUAUGCUGAGAAUAUAAAAAUACAUGUUCUUUGAAAAUAUAAUAUCUUCAUAUACGGAACGGUA
Plutella xylostella (diamondback moth) is the source of this 2698-nucleotide messenger RNA. RefSeq lists its product as uncharacterized. The record is from RefSeq and is a predicted model, not a curated record. NCBI's taxonomy places the organism in Eukaryota, Metazoa, Arthropoda, Insecta, Lepidoptera, Plutellidae.